This is a messenger RNA of Salvelinus sp. IW2-2015, 2884 nucleotides long. The record is from RefSeq and is a predicted model, not a curated record. NCBI's taxonomy places the organism in Eukaryota, Metazoa, Chordata, Actinopteri, Salmoniformes, Salmonidae.
GGAGGAGUAACAGACGGGGGACAUGAAGUGACAGUUCACACCCAUCAGGGACUCACACAGUCAAUAAGAAGAGAGAGCCCACAGAGAGAGACCAGUAGACAGAGACAGAGAUAGUGACCAUUAGAGAAAGAGGAGAGAGACCCCGGUGUUGUGGUUGAUUCAUCGAGGCAGUAGAGGCAGGAUGUGGGUCCUAAUCUGGGCAGCUCUACUUCUCUCUCUGACAGAGAGAACCACAUGCCAAAAUAAGGCCCCUCCAGCACCAAUCAACAUCACCUUCAGUCCAGCAGAGAUAACACCACAGGCUGGACUAUGUGCUGUUAUUCCAUGUUCGUUCACUCACCCUGAUGACUUCACCGCUCGCACAGCAAUAUGGUUUAAAUGCCCUGAUGCACAAUGUUCUAUUAAACUCGAAACGGACUCUAUUUUCCACUCAAGAAAUUCCUCUAUAGCUCAGGAGGGUUAUAGAAGGCGAGUGUCACUACUGGAGACAGACCUGACAAAGAAGAACUGCAGUAUAAUCAUCAACGACAUCACUAAGACUGAUGACGGAGACUAUCAAUUAAGACUGUCCGGAGCAUUUAACAGUGGAAAUAGAAGUAAAUUUACAUCCCCAGAGAAAGUUAAAAUUGCAGUGAAAGCUCUGACCCAGAAGCCCUCAGUGUUGACUCCUCCUCUGACAGAAGGAGAACCAGCGACCCUGACCUGCACCGCCCCGGGGAUCUGCUCUGGAACUCCUCCUAACAUCACAUGGACAUGGAGAGGGACAGGAGACAACAUCACUGAGCUCAGAGACAACACCACUAUACAAAAGAGAGAGGAUCUGACCAYCGUCACAACAACCCACUUCUCAACUUUGAACUUUACACCUUCAGCAGAGCACCACACCACCAAGGUCAUGUGCCAAGUGACAUUCAAAGGGAACAUCACCACUGAGGAGACAGUGACUUUGAAUGUGACUCAUGUGAAGGAACCCAAGAUCUCUGGUAGUAACACAGUGAGAGAGGGUGAUACCCUGAAUCUGUCUUGCUUUGUUGAKAGCUACCSACCACCACCAUCUAUCACCUGGAGUAAGAAUGGGACAACACCUUUGGAACAGAAUAACUCUGGACUGGCCGCUCUCACCAUCUCUAACAUGACAAGAGAACAUGCAGGGGAGUAUGUGUGUAAAGCUCAACACCUCAACAGGACUCUGACAGCUUCCAUUGUUGUCACUGUGAUGUACCAUCCAGUGAUUCUCAAUGCUUCUGGGUGUGUCAUCCAGGCCAAGMUCAUGASRUGUGUGUGUGUCAGUCAGGGGGUCCCCUUACCUCUCAUAYGKUGGCUUAACACUGAGGAGUACUSCCUCACUAAAUCAGUGUUGAGGUCCUCAGUGAACACCACCAUCAGGAUGCAUGUCGGAAACCACACCAACACUACUGUGGAGUGUGUCAGCACAAAUGAAGUGGGCAGAGUGAGAGAGAAGCUGCAAGURACCCAAAAAGAGAGCCAAGGAAAGCAAGGAGGUAAAGAGGAAGUGUCUAAAGACAUCUUGGCUAUGCUGUUGAACCCACCACUGAUUGCUGCAUUUGCGAUUGGUGCAGCCUUCUCAGCCACCAUCUGUUGUAUCUUCCUGUGUUUGACAGGGAAAUGUAAAAGACAAAAACAGAGGAUCUCAAAGGACUCCAAAAACCCUUUCAUAAACCUGGAGAUGGUGGCAUGUGAAGACCAACAGACGGAUGCAGGACAGGCUGUGGGGGUUGAACAGACCCCUCUGCAGUUGGAGCUGAGAGGAGGAGCUGAAAACGGAGGGACCCAGACCAGUGGAGCCGCAGGAAAAUUUGACACAAGGGAAGAACCAAAUGAAGUGGACUACGCCAGCAUCAACUACUCCCUGCUGAAGAAGAAGACUCCUGAGGAGGCAGAGAAGGAGACCACCACCACAGAGCCAGAGUACGCCAAAAUCAAACGAGAGAAGAAGAAAGAAGGGGAUGAAGAUGGAGUAGAGGGGAGUGGAAUGAUGAUGGGGAAUGAUGAGGAGAAAGAGAACGGUAAGCCAGCAGCAGAGACAGAUGAGGAUACAGCGCUUUACUCCAACGUCAAGGCUAUUAUGGGUGGUGGUGAGUGACACAGAUAUUUUUGCUAGUAAUGUGGGGGAUAGAAUGCAGUAUUGUACAGCCAUGUGUUCUUAUAUCAUUUUCUGAAUCCAGAUUGAAAGUUUUAUGAUGAUACUGGGACUUUUGUUCAACUGAAACUACUGUAGUUUUGGUGUUGUUUCCUCAUGUGCUGAAUCCAGUUUGAAUGUUUUACGAUAGUACAGAGAUGUUGUUUAAUAACUGAAACUACUGUAGUUAAUAGUUUUGGUAAAUGAUUUAUUUUACAGCCCUGUGUCAGAUAGUACUGUAUGUAUCUGGUGGUUGUACAUUUUCAAUAAGAAUAUUUUCUAGUUCUACAUAGAAGCAAGUUUUGGUAAUGUUUUUGUAAUGCUUUUCAAUGAGGCGUCAUUUAACUUUUUGUAACGAUUCUGUUUUGUCACCAUAAGGAAGGACUGACAAUGAUGUGGUUUGGAAAAGUAGAGAGGUCAAACCAUUUCUGGUUUUUCUCCUCUUUCCUUUCAUUUUUGUGGGUGGGGAUUUUAUGUAGUAUGUGUGGUUGUAACCAAUAUAUUUCUGUACAUAGAAUACUGAUAUACUGCAGUACAUUUUGGGCUAGCCAGAGAGCUCAAAUGAAAUUAAUCAAGAAAAAAAGUUAAAAAGUACUUAAAAGUUGUGUACUAUAGACGGGUUGGUUGUUUAGCAACCAAACAGACGAGUGCACAACUAUGGGGUAAACAGACGGGUUGGUUUCGAUUGUUGACGACAUAUAAACUAUAUUUUGUCUCCAAGGUUUUUUGAAAAUAUAAAUACAU